CCAGGCAAAGCAAGUCACUCCACAGCUACGAUGACGGGCGCACUAGACAAGGUCAGAGAGGCACUCUCGCCCAAUCGAGUCGGUGGCAGAAGCCGCGAUGUUUCUCGAGAGCGCGAUCACCACGGAUCUGCAGCCGAAGAGGAAGGCAGAGGACGUGCGUUCCACGGCGGCGCAGGCGGUCACCAGCAUGGCGCACUGCCCGAUCGACUGAUGUCCACCGGUCGAGGUGGUGCGGGCAACAUGGCGCGAUCAAAGUCACCGUCGGUCGAGCGCAGAGAGCGUGCCGAGGACGCCAGAGAGCAGCAGGAGCGAUCCCGCUCGCGCGAGGCCCGCAAGGGUGAUAUCCACACCUCUGGCCGUGGCGGUGCAGGCAACAUUCGCAGUCCAAGCCGCGAUCCUGCCGAUCGUGCUCGCGCGGCCGAAGCCGACAAGACGGAGACCGCUCACGAGGCUGACGUCAAGAAGAUGUACGAGGCCGAAGCUGCUGCACACCCUCACAUGCACAGUGCCGGACGAGGUGGAGCGGGUAAUGUCAAUCAAAUGAGAGCUUGCCCUGCCGCGACCUCCUCCUUGCAAAAUCGAUAUCAAAGAUUCCGGCGCCAUAGACAUAUCAUCCAUGACUUGUAG
Messenger RNA from Mixia osmundae IAM 14324, 627 nucleotides. RefSeq lists its product as uncharacterized. The record is from RefSeq and is a predicted model, not a curated record. Lineage: Eukaryota; Fungi; Basidiomycota; Mixiomycetes; Mixiales; Mixiaceae. The transcript is spliced from 4 exons. The annotation marks the transcript as partial.